AUGACGCGUCUAUAUAGCCGCCUCCGUUGCCGCCUCCACACAGUCACCAGCCACUGCUUCCUUGACAGAGUGGUUCAAGAAUCUGUCGCGCUGGAACACCCGCAGCAUGAUUUGACCUUUGUUUUUAACCGGAGAAUGGGAACAGUUCUGUUUUUCCCAUGUUUGAGAAAGUGUGUGUUGUGUGCAGGUGAUCGCCUACUAGAUAUACCGUGCAAAGUGUGCGGAGACCGCAGUUCCGGCAAACAUUACGGCAUCUACAGUUGUGACGGUUGUUCUGGAUUCUUCAAGCGCAGCAUCCACCGUAACAGAGUAUACACGUGCAAGGCGCAGGGAGAACUGAAGGGUCGGUGCCCUAUAGACAAAACUCACCGCAAUCAGUGCAGAGCUUGCAGACUCAACAAGUGCUUUCAGUCAGCCAUGAACAAGGACGCUGUCCAGCACGAGAGGGGGCCUCGCAAACCGAAGCUGAACAAGGAGGGUAUGGGGGGUCACCAGCACGGACACGGGGGUGAGCAGAGUGCCACGUCCCCCCUCAAGUUGCCACACCCCCCGCUGUUCCCCGCCGGCUCUAAAGUCUCCCGAGCUCCACAUCCUAUGUUCCUGCCGCACCAGCCGCCUCCUCCAGGCCUCCUACAGAUCUUGAUGUCUGCGGAAAAAUGUCAGGAAGUCCUCUGGAGCAGCAAAUCGGAAUCAGGACAGACUGCACCAUGGGCGUGUCCUCCCCGGUAUCCAGGUCCUGCACUUCCAUUGUCCUUGUCACCCUCCUGGGAGGUCCUCCGGAAACUACGGCCCGCCUGCCUGCUGUUCAUGGCGGUACGCUGGGUACGCUGCCUCGCGCCUUUCCAGACUCUGUCCAAAAGAGACCUGCUGUUACUCCUCCAGGAGUCCUGGAAGGAGUUAUUCCUGCUGCACCUUGCUCAGUGGUCCAUCCCGUGGGAUCUAUCGCCGUUGUUCAACUCCAGCAAGGCCCGGGAGCGUCUGCCCCCAGACGAUCCAGUGGUCAACAACGAGAUCAAAAUCAUCCAGGAGAUUUUAGCGAGGUUCCGCCAACUCUCUCCGGAUGGGAGUGAGUGCGGCUGCAUGAAGGCGGUCAUACUUUUCACUCCAGAGACGCCAGGUUUGGUGGACGUGCAGCCAGUAGAGAUGCUGCAGGAUCAAGCGCAAUGCAUUCUGGGAGACUACGUGCGCGGGAGAUACUCCCGCCAACCCACACGAUUCGGCCGCUUCCUCCUUAUGUUACCUAGUCUCCGUGCGGUUCGCCAAGCCACCGUAGAGCGACUCUUCUUCAAGGAGACUAUCGGAGACAUCCCCAUUCAGAGGCUAUUGGGAGACAUGUACCUUAUGGAGAAGUCUUACGCUUAGGUUUGCAAAUAUUUUGUUCGUUUUAUUUUGAGAGAAUUUUGACUAAAAAGUCUUAAGCCGAUUAGGAGGUGGUUAUUAUUUAUUUGUUUAAAAAGUGAAACAUAAAAGCCGAUGUGGCUACAUAUUUAAAAUUGUACUCUAAACCGAAAUUUGUAACUUUUGUUUGUGUUUGGCUUGCCAAAAACUUCUCGGGUUAUUAAAAAUGACAUACAUCUCUGUUUCCUACAAAUAAGGUAUCUAUUGUGGAAAAGGGUUGAUUCAAUGUGAAUGUUGAGUUUACCUAUCACUUAGUAGACGCGUGAAAUCUAACGCCGUCACAGACUUGACUCCUGGAAUCUGGAGGCAUCAAUCUGAAGAAAUCUAAAAAAUAGUAGGCGAUGAAGUGUGCACUCAAUUGUGCACCUGAGUCAAUGAGAACACCUUUUCGCCUAGAUUGCACUAAAUUUUGUAGUUUAUGUGUCUCUGAUGUUGAACUGAUGCUAAAUUCUUCUUUUAAUCUCUUCAGAUCGACAUGACUCCAAAUUUCAGGAGUCAAGUCUGUGACAACAUAUUUCAGACGCUGCAUUAAGCAGAAGAAAUACACACAAUAUAUACAUCUCUUUUAAAUUGAACUGAAAAAUCCUGUACGACAUUUAUGUUUAAAUAAUUACCAAUUAGGUAUAUGUUAACUAAAAGUAAAUUUGAUGUAAUAAACCAGCACUGGAUUCAUGUAGUAGUGUAAAACAAUG
Homalodisca vitripennis (glassy-winged sharpshooter) is the source of this 2090-nucleotide messenger RNA. Its product is annotated as protein dissatisfaction-like. Gene Ontology annotation, biological process: regulation of transcription by RNA polymerase II; cell differentiation; anatomical structure development. The record is from RefSeq and is a predicted model, not a curated record. Gene Ontology annotation, molecular function: nuclear receptor activity; zinc ion binding; RNA polymerase II cis-regulatory region sequence-specific DNA binding. Lineage: Eukaryota; Metazoa; Arthropoda; Insecta; Hemiptera; Cicadellidae.